CGCGAGUCGCUUUCCGGCAGUGUGGCAUUGCUGGAAGAAGAUGAGGAGGAAGAUGUCUGAAUCUCAUGCCGAGGCGGGAAACGAGAUGCCGAAUAACAAAAAACAGAAAUUAAGCAGCGACGAAAACAGCAACCCCGAUCUGUCCGGAGACGAUAAUGAUGAUGCGAUCAGUGUGGAGAGCGGACCCAACACGGAGCGGCCGGACACUCCGACCAACACUGCUAAUGCCCCGGGCAGGAAGAGCUGGGGCAAGGGCAAGUGGAAGUCCAAGAAAUGCAAAUACUCCUUCAAGUGUGUCAACAGUCUGAGGGAGGAUCACGGGCAGCCGCUGUUCGGGGUUCAGUUUAACUGGCAUAGUAAAGAAGGAGAUCCACUGGUGUUCGCUACUGUCGGGAGCAACCGGGUGACUCUAUACGAGUGUCAUUCUCAAGGAGAGAUUCGUCUCCUGCAGUCGUAUGUGGAUGCUGAUGCUGAUGAGAACUUCUACACCUGCGCCUGGACGUUCGACUCGAGCACCAGUCACCCGUUACUAGCCGUCGCCGGGUCACGCGGGAUCAUCCGCAUCAUCAACCACAUCACCAUGCAGUGCGUCAAGCAUUACGUCGGACACGGGAACGCUAUCAACGAACUCAAGUUUCACCCGCGGGACCCGAACCUGCUGCUGUCCGUCAGUAAAGAUCACGCGCUGCGCCUGUGGAACGUUCAGACAGACACACUGGUGGCCAUCUUUGGUGGAGUCGAAGGCCAUCGGGACGAGGUGUUGAGUGCGGAUUUUGACCUGCUCGGGGAGAAGAUCAUGUCGUGUGGGAUGGACCACUCGCUGAAGCUGUGGAGGAUCGACUCGGAGCGGAUGCUGAAAGCCAUUCGCGGCUCGUACGAGUACAACCCCAGCAAAACCAACCGGCCUUUUGUGUCUCAGAAGAUCCACUUCCCAGACUUCUCGACGCGGGACAUCCACAGGAACUACGUGGACUGUGUGCGCUGGCUCGGAGACCUGAUCCUCUCCAAGUCAUGUGAGAACGCAAUUGUGUGUUGGAAACCUGGGAAAAUGGAAGACGAUAUUGACCAUAUCAAACCGAACGAGUCUAAUGUGACGAUUCUCGGCCGCUUUGAUUACAGUCAGUGUGACAUUUGGUACAUGCGCUUCUCUAUGGACUUCUGGCAGAAGAUGCUUGCUCUGGGAAAUCAAGUCGGGAAGCUGUACGUUUGGGACCUGGAAGUGGAAGAUCCUCAUAAAGCAAAGUGUACGACGCUCACCCUCCCCAAGUGCACCUCUGCGAUCCGGCAGACGAGCUUCAGUCGGGACAGUGGGAUCCUGAUCGCUGUGUGUGACGACGCCUCCAUCUGGCGCUGGGACCGUCUGCGCUGACACACUCCUCACGCAUCACAUGAUGAUCUACUUCUUAUCUCAUUGCUUUUGUUUUUAUCUUGACGUUGCUUUCGUCUUUUGUUUCCUUGUCUGACUUUAAUAAAAUCUAUUUUUCUAAUCUA
Rhinichthys klamathensis goyatoka is the source of this 1491-nucleotide messenger RNA. RefSeq names its product embryonic ectoderm development (gene eed). Gene Ontology annotation, molecular function: protein binding; nucleosome binding. Gene Ontology annotation, biological process: negative regulation of transcription by RNA polymerase II. The transcript has 12 exons. The record is from RefSeq and is a predicted model, not a curated record. The coding region runs from base 41 to 1369 and encodes 442 amino acids. Lineage: Eukaryota; Metazoa; Chordata; Actinopteri; Cypriniformes; Leuciscidae. Gene Ontology annotation, cellular component: ESC/E(Z) complex.